AUGUUAAAAAAUUUGGCUCAAUUUAUACAAUUUAUCCUUUUUUCCAAAUUUGCCUACAUUAAGGACAAAAUAACUAAAGAUCUCUAAAUUAUUAGAGAAUAUCAAUCAUUCAAUAAGAAGACAAUUCCUGAAAUAUAAAAUAACCUUUUCUUAUUGUUUUUGGAACAAUUCAAGUAUGAAAUAUAUAUUAAUGAAGAUUUUCUUCGAGAAAUUUUUUGAAAAUUAAAAUUUCCUGUAUGAAAUUUUAAUAAUUUAUGAUCUCAAAUAAAAAUAAAAAAAAAUUAGAUAUUAUGAUUAUUGAAAUUUCAAAUAGAUAUUCAUUUAUAUUUAAAUUACUAAAUAUAAAAAUGCAAAUAAAGUAUUUGCUUUUAAUAGCUCUUCUGGUCACUUUAACUAAUUAAGUUACUGUGACAAAAACAGAUUAAUGUGAUGAUUGUGCAUAAUUCAAAUCAUCAUAAGAUUGUAAAUCAUUUGGAUGUACUUGGACAGAGAGGACAGCUACAACACCAGGAUCAUGUGUUAAAACUACAGCACCUCCUCCUGUGACUUUUACACCAUAUUGUUCAACUAUUGAGACAGCUAAUUGUGCUAAGACAUUUGGUUGUGCCUUAGUUGAAGGAAAAUGCACUCAUUUCACAGGAUGUUCCGCCUAUGUCAAAACUACACAUUCAGAUUGUUAAAGUAUCUCUUAUAGAUGUAUAACAAAUGGAACAACUUGCACAGAUGCACUUGAAUGUGUUGGAUAUAGUAAAGAAUAAUGUGAAACCACACCUAGUUUAAAGAGUCCAUACAAGUGUAAACUUGAAGGAGAAACAUGUAGAGACUAUAAAUGUAUAGAGGCUGAUGCUUCACUAACAACUAAUGAAGCAUGUAAUAUAUGGUUAGCUGGUUGUAAAACAACAGGUGCUGGAUGUAUUGAUGUUAUCCCACCAUGUGCUAAUUAUUAAGGAACUUCAGAAACAUGUCCAAAGAUGAAAGGAUCAGAUGGAAAUUGUGAAUUUAAUCCUGAAGGUAAUAAUUGUAGAGCAAGAGUAUGUACAGGUGCUGAUAUUACAUUAAAUACUAACGAAGCUUGUUCUACUUAUUAAGUUGGAUGUGUAACAACAGGAAAAGGAUGUAUUGCAACAAGAGGAGCUUGUUCUUCUUAUGAUGGAAAUGCUUCAACUUGUGUAGGAUAUAUUGGUACAGAUGGAGAAUGUGCUGGAGAUGCUACAGGUACUAAAUGUAGAGCUAGAUUAUGCAGUGAAAAGACUGCAACUACUGAUCAAGAAUGUGGUACUUGGAAGGCUGGAUGUAAAUCAAAUGGAAAAUAAUGUGUUGAUUCUCUUGGUUUAUGUAAUUCAUAUGAUGGAACAAUAACUACUUGUAAUGGUUUGAAAGGAUCAGAUGGUAAUUGUAAAGGUACAUCAACAACUACAGCUAAAUGUGCAUUAAAAGAUUGUGUAGCUGAUAGUAAUGAUACUUUUAAAACAUAAGCUUAAUGUGAAGCAAUUUAAUCAACAUGUAAAACUACAGGUAAAGGAUGUGUAGCUACAUUGGCUGCUUGCUCAUCAUAUUCUUACACAGAUGAUGGAACUUCUUGUAAUUCAUUAUUUGGAUCUGAUGGUAGAUGUAAAGCUGGCACUAGUGGAAAAUGUGCUGCAAGAGUUUGUACUGAAGCUUUGACAUCAUUAACUACCAAUAAAUAAUGUGAUGAUUACAAAAGUGGAUGUGUAACUACUGGAGCAGGAUGUGUAUCAACAACUGUUUGUUAAGAUACUGUAAAAUAAAUUACUUGUGAAGGAACAAAUUCUUGUGGAUGGAAUUCAAUUUGUGUUUCUAAAACUAGUUGUGGAUAAUUAUUAACUAAAUCUAUUUGUGAAAGUGUUAAAAUAAAUAAUAGACCAUGUAAAUGGGAAUCAAGUUCAUGCAGAAAUGCUAGAUGCGAUGAUUUUACUGCAACUGAUGAUAAUACUUGUAAUACAUUACUUGAAAAUUGUGUUACUAAUGGUACUAAAUGUGUUGAUGGUACUAAUUGUGCUGCUUAAUUUAAGGGAACUUAAUAAAUAUGUUAAGCAUUUAAAGCUAAAUGCACAAAUGAUGGUGCUGCUACUGAAACUACAGCUUGUAAAGCAAGAUCCUGUGAUGAUUCAUAUCUCACUUAUGAUAAUGAUUAAGAUUGUGGUAAUUAUUUAACAGGUUGUGUGACAAAAGGAACUGGUUGUAUUAUUGAUUCAGCACCAUGCUCAAGUUAUACAGGUACUCCAGAUUAAUGUGAUAAAUUUAAAGGAAAUAAGACUAAUAGAUGUUGGAAUACAAGUGCUACAUCUGGUGCUUGUACUAAUAAAGUAUGUACUUAAGCAACUAAUAUGGCAGAUGAUACAGCUUGUGAAUCUUUUUUGACAGGAUGUUUAUAUGAUGGAAAUGGUAGUUGUGUUGAUAAAAGUGCCUCAUGUACUGCUUAUAAAGGUGAUGCAACUAGUUGCUUAAACUAUAAAGGGGAUAAUGGAGCAAAUCCAUGUUAUUAAGGUUCAGGUGGUAAGUGUAGAAGUAAAUUAUGUAAUGAUGAUAACACCAGUACAAGUGAUGGAGAUUGUAAUACAUUUUUACCAGAUAAAUGUGUUACUAAAGGAACAGGAUGUAUUGAUAAGACAUCAUUUUGUACAUCAUAUUCAGGAACAACUGAUAAGUGUUUAACAUUUACUGGAAAUUCAGGAGCUGAUAAAUGCACAAGAUUAGAAUCAUGUGUAUCUAAAAGUACUACAUGCAGUACAAAAACAGGAGUCACUUCAAAUGAUGAUUGUUUAUUAUAUCAUGCUGAUUGCAGAUUUAAACUUGGAGAUGGUGCAUGUAUGCAAAGUUAAGCUGCUUGUACAAGUUAUACAUUUACUAGUACUGAUGAUACUGAGAAGUAGAAUUAUUGUAAUUAAGUUACAACAUCUUCAAGUGGUUUAUGUAGUUAUAAUCCAACUGUUACAGGUACAUGUUCAGCUAGAUCAUGCAAUUUAUGGGUGAGUACAUUAACAAAUAUUACAUGUGAAAAUUAUAAUGGAACUGCUUCAUGUAAAUUGAAUGGAACUCAUUGUUAUGCUCCUUAAAAUUCUUGUACUUUAUACUUAAUUCCAAAUAGUAUUACAGAAGCUGGAGCUAAACUCACAUGGUGCAAUGGAAUGUUCACUGGUGCAGUUACUCCAACUAAAUGCUCAUAUGAUUAAGCUGAAAGCACAACAGCAUGUUCUAAUAUAAAUACUUGUGAAGAGAUCAUUUCCCCAACUACUGCUGCAGAUUGUAAUAAAUAAUUAAAUAAUGGAAACUGUUAAUUUUCAAAUAACAAAUGUAUUACUACAAAAUAAUCAUGUUAAGGUUAUUUAUUAACUGAAAUUGGAUCAAAUUAAUCUUAAUAUUGUUCAGCCUUGAAAUCUGUUAAUGGUGCAACCGUUAAAUAAUGUGCAUAUAUUUCUACUACUUCAAUAGCUAAUUGCGUUGAUGCUGUCCCAGCAACAGUUGCUAAUCCAUCUGCUAUCACUAUUGCAGCUUGUAAUACCAUUUUAUCACCAACAUCAUAAGCAGAUUGUAAUUUAGGAUCAGGAAGUUGUAAAUACUAUAAAGGUGCUUGUUACUCUAGAGUUGUAUGUACAAGUUAUGCAAUUCCUAGUUCAAUCAAUACUGCUGAUGCUAAACAAUACUUUUGUUAGAACAUGUUUGAAGAUACAGCUGAUACUUACUGCUCUUUUGAUCCAUAAGCUAAUAAUAAUACUGGAGGUUGUGCUGCUGGUAGAACUAAUUGUGGUGAUUACUUUGCAAAUGGUAACGAUAAUACUGAAAAAUUGCUUGCUUGUUCUAAACGCAGAAUCAAAACAGGAAGUGCUUGUACCUAUGUUGUAGGUGGAUCCAGUUGCUUUGAUCCAAAUGAUAAUGCAGCUUCAUGCACAGUUAUAACAGCUGACAUUACAAGUGAUGCGGAUUGUGAUUUAAGAACUAUAUUAGGUUGCAAAAAAGAUCCAAAUAAUCCUGCUUGUGUAGCUAGAGAUCCAUGUAUUGUUAAUACCACUGGUACUACAAAUGAUGAAAGAGCAACUAAUUGCUAAGCAAAUCCUGGUCCAAAUUCCCUUUAUUGUUCAUAUGAAGGAGUUGGUCCAGAUUGUGUACCUGCAAGAAGUGCAUGUUCAGGUUAUGGUGUCCCAUCUGGAACUGAAUUAACAUAUUGUUAAACAAGAGUUAAUGAAAAGGGAAAAAGAUGUUCAUGGACUAGUGGUGCUUCUUGUACAGAUGCUUAAGCUACAUGUGCUGGUUACACUGGUCUAAGUGGGGAUAUUAUAACACAAUGCUAAGCUAAAGUUGAUCAAGUUGGAGUGAAAUGUUCAUGGAACAUAGGAGCUACUGGAUGUAUGGCUGCUCCAAAAACAUGCGCUGGAUGGAGUAGUCUACCAGCAUCAGGAGAAUUAGAAUUUUGCUAAGCAAGAAUUAAAUCAGAUGGAGGUAAAUGUUCAUGGAAAAGUGGGACUACAUGUUAAGAUUAGCCAUCCGCAUGCUCUGAAUGGAAUGAUUUGCCAGUUACUGGAUAAUUAGAAUUUUGUUAAGCCAGAAAGGAUUAAGCUGGGAAUAGAUGUUCAUGGGUUUCUGGUGGUGCAUGUGUUGACGCUCAGUCUGCUUGUACUGGAUUGGCACCAACAUCAGAUCAAUUAGUAUAUUGUUAAGCUAGAAUUAAAUAAGAUGGAGGUAAAUGUUCAUGGACUAGUGGAGCUAAUUGCAGAGAUUAUUCAUGUGAAGAUACAGUAAAUCCAUAAUCACAAGCUGAUUGUGAUGCGACUGGAUCAGGUUGCACAUAUUAACCUCAAAAUUAAAUUUGUUAUAUCAAACAAGCAGCAUGUACUUCCUACACUCCAACAGGAUCUACUGAUGAUGAUAAACUUAACUAUUGCAAUAAUCUAGUAAAUGCUAGUAAUGCUGGAUGUACAUUUUUAAAAAAAGGAAGUGUGACAACAUGCUCAGCAAUAGAUGUAUGCACAGCUUAUGAUUUAUCUAGUAUAACUGAUGCUGAUGAUAAGUUAUCAGCUUGUUAAGGUGUUGUACCCACUUCUGGAAAAUGCACAUACUUUUCAACAAGUACUUGUGUUGCUGUAGGUGCUUGCUCUACAUAUACAGGAGGAUCUUCUGGAACUAUAGUAACUGAUUGUGCUAAAUAAAAGGAUACUAAUGGAUUACUUUGUUUUGGUACUGGUACUGCUUGUGUAGCUGCAAGAUGUGAAGAUGUUACAGGAGCACUUAGUAUCGAUGAUUGUAAGAAAUAUGUAGCUGGAUGUGUAUUUGCUAAUGGAAAAUGUUACACUGCAUCAGCAACUUGCGUAUACGCUACUGGAUCAACUAAUGCAAUUUCAUUGUGUAAUAGUCUAAAAAAUACUGCUGGUGAUUUCUGCACAGCUAAUUCUAAUGAAGAUGCUAACUGUAGAAAUAGAUUAUGUGAUGAUUCUGCAACAGCUAGUUUCUAAACUCAUGAAGAAUGUAAGGCUUAUUCUUCUUUAUGUAAAUCAGAUGGUUAAGGUUGUAUAUUAGCUUCAACAACUUGUGGAGCAUAAAAUGGAUAUCUAGCUUUUUGUGAAUGGGCAUUAGAUACUAAUAAUAAAUCAACUUGUGCCAAAGGUACUUUAGCUACAACUGAUGCCUCUUGUACAAAGUUAACUUGUGAAUUGAAUGUUACUGCAACUACUGAUUCAGAAUGCUCAUCAUUCCAUCCUGAUUGUUUGAAUAAAGGUUUUGGUUGUAUACAUAAAUCAGAAGCAUGUUCCUCUUAUUAUGGUACAAAAGAACAAUGUUAGAAAUUUACAGGUGAUGGAGUGAAAUGCUUUGGUGAUUCUGUUAGUGUUAAAGCAGCUUGCAGAAAUAGAUCAUGUACAGAUUUGGCAACAGCUACUAGCGACAGCGAGUGUGAAAGUUUCUUAACAGGAUGUCUAUUCAAUGGAGUUGGAUGUGUUAGUAAAAGUGCAGCUUGUAGUGCAUAUAAGGGAACCUAAUCAACUUGUUCAGGAUUUAAGGGAAAUAAUGGUACCAAGUAUUGUUGGGGAGCUAGUACAACAGUUUCAGCAAAUUGUGCAGAUAGAAAAUGCACAGAUAAAUAAGGCACAACAGAUGCUGAAUGUUAAACUUUCUUACCACCUAUUGCUCCAGUAACUGCAUAAUUAUGUAUUACUGAUGGUAGAACUUGUGUUGAUAUUGGAAAAGCAUGUUCAUUCUUUAGAGGAAAUGAUGAAACUUGUUUAUAAUUCACAGCUUCUGAUGGUCCAUGUAAAGCAAGUUCAGUAUCAGCUUCUCCUGUUGCUUGUACACCUAGAGUAUGUUAUGAAGCUCCAAACACAUAUACAACAGAUGAUUAAUGUUCCAAAUAUCAUCCAAGUUGUAAAACAACUGGUAGAGGAUGCAAGAGUAGUAUUGGAUGUGGAGAAUUAACAUCAUAAACUUCAUGUACAGCUAAUGCAUCAUGUUAAUGGGCAGGAUAAUGUAGAAGUUUACCAACUACAUGUGGUGCAUUAACUACAUCAGGUCAAACUAUUUGUGUGAAUACUCCAUUGUCAACUGGAAAGAGAUGUGCUUGGUUUAUUGGUGCUUCUACAAGUGGUUGCAGAGAUUUCACAUGUGCAGAUUAUGAUGGAUCUAUUACAACUCAUAAAGAUUGUUAAGAUAAAGAUUCAACAUGUACUACUAGUGGAGCUGGUUGUAUAACUAUAGGUGUUUGUUCAUCAUAUAGAUCAAAAUCUGUUUGUGAAUCUGCUAAUACAACUGAAUCAUCUAUAAGAUGUACAUGGAAUUCUACAACAGCAGCUUGUAGAUAAAGAUAAUGUGCAGAUGGAGUAUUUACUACUGAUGAUGCAUGUAAUACUUGGCUUGCUGGAUGCAAAACUUCAGGAACUGCUUGUGUUGGACCAAACUUUGGAUGCGAUGUAUUUAAUGGUAAUCCUAAACUCUGUUUAAAGAACAGUGCUGGAAAUCCAUGUUUAUAUGUUAAUGGUGUUUGCUACGAUUAUGAUAAUUGCACAGAUGUUACUUCUUCAACAUAUACAUUUUGCUAAGCCUUCUCUAAAUAAUGUGUUCCAACAACUACAACUUGUAGAGCUAUUACUUUGUGUGAUAAAUAUGAAGAUAUCUUUUCAUGUACAAUUGGUAUUAAUAAUACUAAAUGUGGAUGGUUACCUGAAAGCAAAUGUAAAGAAUAUACAGCAUGUAGUGAUGCAUAAGGUGCUACAUUAUCAGCAUGUACUAGUUGGGGUCCAACUUGUGUUUCAGAUGGAACCAAAUGUAUUGAUAAAGGAACUUGUUCUUCAUAUUUAACUCCUUCAGCUUGUGAUAAUGAAGGUACUGAUGGACUUUGUUAAUGGACCGGAACAGCCUGUAGAUUGAGAGAAUGUACUGACAAAGUAGCUACAACUGAUGCUGAAUGUAUUGCUUAUGUUGUUAAGAGUGGAGUAUGCACAACUGAUGGAGCUAAAUGUGUCCCUAGAGCUACAUGUAGUUCUUAUCAAAGUGAAGCAGCUUGUACAAUUGGUUCAGAUGAAAUUCCUUGUGUGUUUGAUUUACCAGUUGGAGCAACCACAGGAACUAAAUCAUGCAGACCUAAGGAAUGUUCAGAUAUCAAAGGAACUACUAAUGAUGCUUGUGUUGGAAUAAUUCCUAAAAAAGCUUGUGUUUCUAAUGGAACUGUUUGUGUUAAAUAAGAUACAUGUGCCAAUUAUAAGAAUAAAUUAUCAUGUAAAGCAGGAGGUUCUGAUGGUAAAUGUGCAUUCAAUCCAGCACCAACAGCUACAGAUCCAAAUAAUGGAACCUGUUAAUUAUUCAAAUCAUGUGAAAAUGCCAAUAAUGAUAAGGAUGCUUGUGAUAGUAAAUCAAAGGCAUGUAAAUGGUCAUCAACUACUACUGGAACUACUACUACAACUAGUUGUAAACCUAUGGAUUGUCCAGGAAUUGCUUCAGGUACUACUUGUAAUCCAUUCCAAAGUUUCGAUGGUGCAUCAAGUACUAUUUGUGUAUUAGUCAAUAAUGUAUGUGCUGUUGGUGAUCCAUCUACUCUUACUGCAGAAUAAUGCUAUAAGCCAUUAACACUUUUCUCAUAUACUUGGAAUGAAUCAACAAAUAAAUGUGUUUCAUGCAAAGCUCCCACUAACAAUAACAAUAAUACAACCAAUCCAAACACCACCGACCCAGGUACUAAUACUGAUGAUAAUGGAUACAUAUUGGGUGUAACAAUUCCAUUGGCAAUUUUGGGAAUCUUUGUUUGA
Molecule: messenger RNA, 8246 nt
Organism: Paramecium primaurelia
Lineage: Eukaryota; Ciliophora; Oligohymenophorea; Peniculida; Parameciidae
Source: the annotation of a GenBank genome assembly